AACUGCGCGCGACUUGAAUGAGGGUGGCGGUGUUGAGCUGUCAGUCAAACCGAAAGCAAAAAAGCCUAUAUAAACACUCACACACUCACACCAUCCUCACACUAACAAUCUGAGCCUCGAUCUCUGGAUAUUUAUUUUCACUAAAUACAGCAAAUAGCUUUCACAUCUGCACUUUUUUAAAAUGGGCGUCUUCUUCUCUCACAUUUUCUCACGUCUCUUUGAGAAAAAAGAGAUGAGGUUGCUUAUGGUUGGUCUGGAUGCAGCAGGGAAAACAACAGUCCUCUACAAACUCAAACUUGGUGAAGUUGUCACAACUAUUCCAACUCUAGGUUUUAACGUUGAGACAGUUGAAUAUAAAAACAUCUCUUUCACGGUUUGGGAUGUCGGGGGUCAGGACAUUAUCAGACGCCUCUGGAGACAUUACUAUCAGAACACUAAGGGUCUGAUCUUUGUGGUGGACAGCAGUGAUCAGGACAGGAUUGAAACGGCAGCAGAGGAGCUGAAAAUGAUGCUGGCGGAGGAUGAGAUGAGAGACGUUGUUCUGUUAGUUCUCGCUAACAAGCAGGAUUUACCCAAAGCCAUGGCGGUCCACGAGCUGACAGAGAGACUGGGUUUACACGCACUGAGAGGAAGACAGUGGUUCGUUCAGCCCACAUGUGCGGUUCAAGGGUCAGGGUUAUAUGAAGGACUGGAUUGGCUCUCGGAUCAACUGUCCAAACGAUAAAACACUACAGAAGAAAAUACACUAAAUCACAACUGAAUGUAUAUAUUAUGUCUCCAGAUUUUUUAUUUUUAUUAUGAGAUAUUCAUGGAUUAUUAUUAUUCAUCUUUAUAUGUAAUUCACUGUAUAUUUAAUUUACUACUAUAAAGACAUUUUUUAAUUAUUUCUGUACAUGUCUGCCUACAAAAUGUGCCUUUCAAAUAUCUUCAAUAAACAAUGUAUUUAUUUACAAAAUGA
This is a messenger RNA of Ctenopharyngodon idella (grass carp), 958 nucleotides long. RefSeq names its product ADP-ribosylation factor 4-like. The coding region runs from base 182 to 724 and encodes 180 amino acids. Gene Ontology annotation, biological process: vesicle-mediated transport; intracellular protein transport. Lineage: Eukaryota; Metazoa; Chordata; Actinopteri; Cypriniformes; Xenocyprididae. Gene Ontology annotation, cellular component: plasma membrane; cytoplasm. Gene Ontology annotation, molecular function: GTPase activity; GTP binding. The record is from RefSeq and is a predicted model, not a curated record. The transcript has 6 exons.